AUGAACAGGCACAACGGAGCGGUGCAAGCUGAGUCGACGAGGAGCGGCGUUGGCAACGUCUUCAACGUCAUGUCCAAACAGCUUCUUGCGCAGAUUCUUCGAUGGUGGCGAUCAUCGUGCGUAGUGCACAAAAGAGGGCGUCAUGACGACCCAGGCUGCGAUUGCAUCGCAGUAGAGCGGAUAUGGUCCAUCAGUUCAGCGAGUGGAGAAAAAGCAGCUCUUGUUCCAGUUCUUUUUCGACGUGUGACGUGUGACAGCUAA
Pseudozyma hubeiensis SY62 is the source of this 261-nucleotide messenger RNA. RefSeq lists its product as hypothetical. Lineage: Eukaryota; Fungi; Basidiomycota; Ustilaginomycetes; Ustilaginales; Ustilaginaceae. The transcript has a single exon. Bases 1 to 261 code for a protein of 86 amino acids. The record is from RefSeq and is a predicted model, not a curated record.